AUGGAGUUUGUACCUGCGCCUGCUGUCCACAGAGUGCUCUGCGCCGACUGCGGUGUACCCAUCGUGCCGAAUUCCGCCAACCUCUGCGUGAACUGCCUGCGCAAUACCGUCGACAUCACCGAAGGCAUCCCAAAACAAGCGAGCGUCAGUUUCUGCCGCAACUGCGAGCGCUUCCUCGCGCCGCCGUCCGCGUGGACGCCCGCGAGGCCCGAGAGCCAGGAGCUGCUCGCGAUAUGCUUGAAGAAGCUCAAGGGCCUGCCGAAGGUUCGGCUCACGGAUGCGCAUUUUAUCUGGACGGAGCCGCAUUCGAAGAGGUUGAGGGUGUCGUUGACGAUUCAGAAGGAGGUGCUCACGAACACGAUCCUGGAACAAGUCUUCGAGAUCGAGUACCUCGUCCAGCACGGCCAAUGCCCAGACUGCGCCCGCCUCGCCGCGAAAAACACCUGGAAGGCGCUCGUCCAAGUGCGCCAAAAAGUCCCGCACAAGCGCACCUUCCUCUACCUCGAACAGCUCAUCCUCAAGCACGGCGCGCAGAAGGACACCAUCUCCGUCAAAGAGGUCCGCGACGGGCUGGACUUCUACUACGCGAACCGCUCGCACGCGCAGAAGAUGGUCGAGUUCCUCGCGGGCGUCGUGCCCGUGCGGAGCAAGACGAGCGAGCAGCUGCUCAGCUCGGAUACGCACUCGGGCACGGCGAACUUCAAGUACACGUAUUCGGUCGAGAUCGCGCCGAUCUGCAAGGACGACCUCGUCGCGCUGCCGCUCAAGCUCGCGCGGCAGCUCGGCAACAUCUCCCCGCUCGUCGUCGCGAGCCGCAUCGGGAACAGCAUCCACGUGCUCGACCCCGCCACGCUGCAAAGCGCCGAGCUCUCCGCGGCGUCCUUCUGGCGCGCGCCGUUCGACUCGCUCGCGAGCGCGCCCGAUCUCGUCGAGUUCACCGUGCUGGACGUCGAGCCCUCCGGCGGCGCGCGCGGGCGCUUCGUCGAGGCCGACGCGCAAGUUGCUCUCUCGGGCGCGUUCCGGAGCGGCGCGGGCGACGCGAUGGACGAGGACGGCGCGGGCAGCCUGAUCUUCCACACGCGCACGCACCUCGGCGCGAUCCUCCAGCCGGGCGACUCUGCGAUGGGCUACUACCUCACGAACGCGAACUUCAACUCGCCCUUGUACUCCGACAUCCCACCGCACCGCGUGCCCGACGUCGUGCUCGUCAAAAAGGCGUACCCGAACGCGCGCAAGAAGAGCCGCUCGCGGACGUGGAAGCUGCGCUCGAUCGCGCGCGGGGCGGACGAGGAGGGCGCGGCGACGAGCAGUGCGCGGGGGAUGAUUGGGCGGAGUGGGGGGCGGGAUCAGAAGAAGGUUGAGGAGGACUAUGAGCUGUUUUUGAGGGAGCUGGAGGAGGAUCCGGAGAUGAGGGCUGCUGUUAAUCUGUAUAAGGCGGGCGAUAGGGAGGGCGGGGACGCGGCUAUGAGGGAGGUUAGGGGGCCGAAGAAGGGGAAGAGGGCACAGUUUGCUAUGGAUGUUGACGAGGCACCUGAGCCAGCGCAACCGCAGCAGCAGAGCGCAGAGGAGGGUGGCGAGGAUGGGGAGGAGGAGGAGGAUGAGCCGGAUUUCCCGCAGGUUGGGAUCGAUGAGUUGUUGGAUGAGUUCGACGAGAUGACGUUGGCAGAGGAUGAGAAGGGUGAGGAGAUACAAUAG
Molecule: messenger RNA, 1695 nt
Organism: Peniophora sp. CBMAI 1063
Lineage: Eukaryota; Fungi; Basidiomycota; Agaricomycetes; Russulales; Peniophoraceae
Source: the annotation of a GenBank genome assembly